Molecule: messenger RNA, 818 nt
Organism: Stegodyphus dumicola
Lineage: Eukaryota; Metazoa; Arthropoda; Arachnida; Araneae; Eresidae
Product: heme-binding protein 1-like
Source: RefSeq, a predicted model, not a curated record
UCAACCUUGCCCUGUGUGAGUAUAAUAUGGUUUGAUACAUACCGAUAACGAGCUGAUAAUGUUUGGCUUAUAAGGAAAAGCCGACACUUCAUUUUCUAUUCAAGAGAGUACUAGAAUGUUCCUCAAAAUGUGGAAGAUAGCGCUUUUGAUUGCUGUUAUUGGCAGCGCAGCGGAAGGAUGUUUAUACAAAAAUUUAGAAUGUCCUGAUUAUGUUGUCGUGGAGCAGCACCCUGAUUACGAAGUGCGAUCAUAUCCAGCACUGACUUGGGCCACUGUUGAAGAAGAAAGCAUGUUUUCCAGAAUUGCUCAAAUGAAAGCUUUCAGACGCCUUUUUAAAUAUAUUAGUGGCAAAAAUGAUAAAGGCAUAACAAUUAACAUGACCGUACCGGUGAGGAUGCAAGUUACGGAUCAUGAAAGCUAUACCGCAGUCGAGAUGAGCUUCAUGGUUCCAUCUAUCCAUGCUAACAAUCCUCCAGCUCCCAACGACACAGGGAUUACUGUCGAGAAAGAAGAACCUACUCUUUAUGCUGUGAGGUCUUUCCCUGGAUAUGUAUGGAGAAGAGGAACUUGGAAGGAAGAAGCCCAAAAAUUAGCUGAUAGUCUCAAAAAUGAUGAUACAGUGAUCAAAACUAAAUAUUACCAAGUUGGAUAUGACGCCCCAUUUGACUUUUUUGACAGACGUAACGAAAUUUGGAUGGUAAAAAGAGCAGGAGAACGCGAAAAAGAAAUAUAGAAGCCUUAAUAAUAGCUAAAUAUUUUUUUUCAUUGCUUGAAACUCAUUUAUUUACAUUACUUAAAUAAAACAGCUUUUAUGAAAA